Molecule: messenger RNA, 957 nt
Organism: Adelges cooleyi (spruce gall adelgid)
Lineage: Eukaryota; Metazoa; Arthropoda; Insecta; Hemiptera; Adelgidae
Exons: 8
Coding region: 1-957 (318 amino acids)
Source: RefSeq, a predicted model, not a curated record
AUGAUGAGCACUGGACUGAACGGUGUUCAGUUAAAACGGUUGCAUGAACUGUUUGAAAAUCACAGUACGACGACUACCAAUGCAGUUAAUCAGGAGCAAAUCGCACAAGUCGUGAAAAGUUGUUUUGAACUGAAAUGGGAAGAUACGAAAAUUAUGUCUGGAUACAACAUAGGUGAUCCCGAUUCUGUUAAUUUAUAUUAUUUAUUACAUGCAUUAGCAGAAAAAGGCAAAAAAAGCUCCGACAAGGUUAAAAAACUCACGUUUUCGGAUGUAAGCUUUUAUCUAGAAGAGUUCGAGGAAUGCAACAAAUUUGGUUACCUUAAGCUUCAACAGCUAUCAAAAGUAUUCAGUAAUUGGAAAACUGUAAAUGAUGCAUUGAACGCAAAAUCAGAAGAACUUAGAACCGAAAAAGGCGACGACUAUGUAAUUAUUGCUACGGAGUUCUUGUUGUUCAUGAUGGAUAUCAAACCAGCAGGUCAUGGUCUAACCAUAGCACAAAUAGAAAUGUUUGAUAGUUUGUACGAAGCAUACAAGACAUCCGGUAGCGUUGAUCGUGUGGCAUGUGAAAAAGUGUUCGAAGUGUUUAGUAUAACCGUAAAUGACGAAUUGGAACUGCUAUUUAAAUCCCACCAACCUGCUGGAAUAUUGUUGAUGGAUUUAAUCAUUCUUGCGGCAGAACGCAAUACGGCGGUUGAGGAAAAUAAAUUGAGUGUAUUAAGUCUAUGCGAUGUCGUAUCUGCCAUAAACGAUUUCGUUAAGAUGGAUCGUAACAACGACUGUGUACUGUCCUCCAAUGAGUAUGAAAACUACGUGUAUGAGUCGGACACUGGUUUUACAGGGUCGGCAGAAACUGUCGAAAAAGCGGGACAUUAUUUAAGCAAAUUCAAUGGUAAAGUUAAUUUAAACAAUGUUAUAAUUUUAAUUAAUGUCGAUUGGUGGUCAUCGCCAAAAAACUAA